GCUUCCAGGGCUUCCGGACGCUGCCCGCGCCGGUCCCUCGCUUUCCUCCCUGCCCCCCUCGGGUCCGCCACUUCCCGGGUUUGAGAGCUCCGCUCCUUCCUCCAACUAGGGCAGUGGCGGCCAUGUCAGCGGCGGGGACGGUUGCCGGCCGCGGCCUGAAACCGGCCGCUCCCUACCUGCCCCCGGCAGGGGACGGGCAGGGCGGUCGGGGGAGCUUCCUGGGCCCCCGUCCCCCGGCCGCGGUGGAGGCCAUGGCCCGGCAGCUGCGGGGCCUGGACAAGGACUUGUUCCGGCAGCUGCUGAAGGUGGUGGUGAGCGCCCUGCAGGGCGAGGACUGCCGGGAGGCCACGCGGCGGCUUGUGGACUCGUCGCCGCUGUCGGAGUCGCAGCUCGGCGUCCUCGUCGCGGGCAUGUACGCGCUGCUCCGGGAGGCCCUACGGCUGCCGGCGUCCGCCCUCAAGCCCGACGUUUUCCGGGAAGACCUCCAGCAACUCCAGGUGCCCGACGAGUUCGUGACGGAUUUUGCCAGCGUAGUCUUCAGCGGCCGGCGCCCUGACCUGGCCCGCGAGCAAGGCGCCCGGCUGCCCACGGUGCAGGACUUCAGGUGGAGGGUGGACGUGGCCAUCUCCACCAGCUCGCUGGCGCGCUCCCUGCAGCCGUCCAUCCUGAUGCAGCUGAAGCUGUCGGAUGGCCAAGCCCAUCGCUUUGAAGUGCCAGUCGCCAAGUUUCAAGAACUAAGGUACAACGUUGCCUUGAUCCUGAAAGAAAUGAACGACCUAGAGAAGAGAUGCGUUCUUAAGAUCCAGGACUAACGCUCGCCUGCCUGCCUGUGGGUUAGGUUGGGCAGCUCCCCAAGAAGCCUCCUCUUGAAUGAAGACAGACGCAGCCAGGAAUCAUGGAGCAUAAUGUGUCUCAACGUUGUAUCAUUUCUCUGACUGUACUGUAAAUAUUUUUCAAUUAAAAUAUUGGUUGAGAAAAACAACCUUAAGUUAGGGUUUUUUUUUCCCUCAAAACCGUUUAUUUUUGAAAUCAGUUUUGUAUGAUUCUUAAGGAAGUAUUGAAAUAACGAACAAAAGCUUAAGACUUUGUAAGAAAAAAGAUGAGCCAUCCGAGCCUGGUGUAUCAGCUGUUCUUAUUCCGAUAAAGGGGCCAAUGUGUCAGCUGUCUUCUGUAAAUGGUUCCUUAUCUAGUCAUAUUUAGAAAUGUGUACGUAUAUCUUUAAGAAUUGCUUUUGUAGACUGAUUAAUAAGUAUGUCUAUUUCUGCUUCAUUUUCAGGGCAGUUAUAUUAAAAAUUGGUAACAUCAAAAUAUUUUGAAAAAUUUAUACCUCUAACUAUUUCGAAAGAGCAGGGACUUCAUCUCUUUCUUGAUCAGCUUAUAAUCCUGAGGACCUUGCAUUGAUUCAUUUAGGGAUCAAAGUAUUUUAAAGCAUUCCACCAAAUAUAAAAGCUUCAGGAGAAAAAAAAACUAUAAGAUGUAUUUUCUUCAUCUUUAUUAUUUUAAUACACCCCCUCCCCAAGAAAAGAAAUUGACAUUUGUUUCUUUUAGCUCAGACAACCUUAAGAGUAAUUUUGUCAUGACAAAGCCAAAGAGUUCACAAUCCUGUAGAACCGAGGUCCUCAAACGUUCUUUGUUCCAGGACUCCUUUACGCUUUUAAAAUUAUUAAAGACUUCCAUCGAGCUUUUGUUAAUAUGGAUUAUAUCUAUCAAUGUUUAUGGUAUUAGAAAUUAAAACCUAUAAAUUUUUAAAAUAUUUCAUUUAACAAUAAAAUCGUUACCUGUUAACACAAAUUACUUUUUCACAAAAAAAUAACUUUUCCAAAACAAAAAAAAAUGGAGAGGGGUAUUGCUAAUCUCUUUAAUGUCUGGUUUAAUGCAAGACAACUGGAGUCUCAUCUGUUUAUGCAUUCGAUCUAUUGCGAUAUGUUGUUUUAAUUGGAAGUAUGUGAAGAAAAUCUACCCUCACACGGACAUAUAGUUGGAAAAGAGGAGUAACUUAAUAGGUAAAAAUAUCUUAGUAUUGCUGUGAAAAGUUUUAACCAAGUGGACUCCCUGAAAGGGUUUCAGUGAUUCCCACUGAGAACCACUGCUGUACAAAAACCUUAUUCUUAACCCCUAAAUUUUCUCAUAAUUUUGUAAAGAACCUUUCUUAACAGAGUGUUAUAGUCUUGUAACUUGAAAAAUGAGCUAUAUCCCUCAUAUUUUUCAAUAUAAGUGAUUAUGAAACAUGCAAUAAGUUCUGACUACAUGAGGACAUCUUUAACUUUUACUUGUAGACUGGUACAAUGGGAAGAGCCUAUAAUUUGCAGUGAUGGGAAAUUAAUUUGAUUCUUUGCCCUCCCUUUUAAUAUUUGGCAGGAAAGUUGGAAUUAGAUCGUUUCUCAAGACCCUUUUUGCUUUAAAUAUUUAUACAUUUGACCAUUGUUAUAUCCAGACAUCAAUAGAGCUCCAUUGGCACAGAGCACAGUACGUUGUCCCACACUAUAUCAUUUUAAAAAACAUCAUCAGUUGGAAAAUUUUUUCUUUAUGUGGCAUUGUUACCAGUAGGUUUACAGAAUAAGUUUUCCCUAGCAUUGUCUUCACCAAUAUAUUAAGCAAAGAUAAUCCAUCCUUAAUUAUGCAUUUUGUUUCAUCCACUUGAAAUGCAAAAUUGAAAGAGAUAAGUUUCUCAUUUGAGUACAGACGAGAAAUUUCUUCCUACUCUACCGUACAAUCAGUGACCAAAAGAUGAAGCAAUAUCUUUUGAAGGAACUUAAUAUUCUAACGGGGGAGACAAGUAAAUAUGUAAUAAAUAUAAAGGGUAAGUCACUUACCCUUUAUAUGCCUCAGUUUCCUCAUCUAUAAAAUAGGGAUAAUAAUGGCAUCUAUUUCACAGAGUUCUGAAUCUCAAAUGAGAUAAUAUUUGUAAAGCAUUUUGAAUGGUGGCUGGUGUAUUGUAGGUGUUUUCAUCUUUUUUUGUAUGUGUAUGCAUAUAUUUACAUAUAUACCUACGUAAACAUACAUAGAUCAAAUAUAUCCCACAUAUUUCUUUAAAAAUAAUAUUUUUACUAUGAAAUUAAAUGAAAAUUUUAAUUUAACUUACAUGUUUCUAAUAAAAUGAGGCAGUGGAGAUUAUAAAUUCUUUAUAAUUAGAAGUUGCUAAAAGACAGAUUCUGCACAUAUUUAUAUAUUGCAUUUCAUUUAGUUAUUUCGGCUGACCAAAGAAAUAACUGACCAUACUAGAGAUUAUUCUGGUAGCAGCAGUGGUUACCAUUCCUGAUUUAUUCUUAUCUUUAUCAACCCUAACUUAGCUCAGGGCUUCCCCAGUCUUGUUGUGUGAUAUUAAAAAGUAUCACAAAGGAGCAUUCUACCUGCUAUCUUUUAGAAAGGCCCCUAUGAGAGCAACAUAAAAAUGAUUCUGGAGAAAGGAAAUUUUCCUUAAAAGGAGCCACAUAGUAGGGUAGACAUGACUGGUCUCAUUAAUAAUUUGCUAAUACUGUUACUUGCUUUUCUUUUUAAAAUACUAUUUUUAUCAUUCUUUUUAAAAAAUUCUUAGUUCCAAAUUCUUUUCCUCCCUACCACACAUCCCUCAGCCACCGAGAAGGCAAGCAAAAUAUCAAUUAUACACAUGGAAUUGUGCAAAAUACAUUUCCCUAUUAUUAGCCAUACUGGAAAAAAAAAGGCAGAAGAAAACUCCUUCAACUUGUAUUCAAGGGUUCAUCAGUUCUUUUUCUAGAGGUAGAUAGCAUUUCUCAUCAUGAGUUCUUUGGAAUAGGAUUGGAUCAUUGUAUUGACCAGAGUAUCUAAGUCUUUCACAGUUGGUCGUUGUUACAAUAUUGCUGUUAACUGUAUACAGUGAUCUGGUUCUGCUUACUUUGCAUCAGUUCGCAUAGUUGUUGCCAUGUUUUUUCUGAAACCAUAUCCCUCAUCAUUUCUCUUUUUUUUGCACCUAAUAGUGCUUUUUUUUUCCAAUUACACGUAAAGAUAGUUUUCAGCAUUCAAUUUUUUAAGAUUUUGAGUUCCAAAUUUUUCUCCCUUUCCUCUCCCUUUCCCAAGAUGGCAAGAAUCUGAUAUUGGUUAUACAUAUACAAUCAUGUUAAACAUUUCCGCAUUAGUCAUGAUGUGAAAGAAGAAUCAAAAGAAAAGGGAAAAACCAUGAUAUGUGCUGCAUCUCAAAGGAAGGAAGGGAUUUUGUGGAUACAGAAAUUUGAAGAGUAUGUACCGGGCACACGGGGCAGCAAAUGGACUGCAAAUAAAGUCAAAUUUGUUUUGUA
Molecule: messenger RNA, 4253 nt
Organism: Trichosurus vulpecula (common brushtail)
Lineage: Eukaryota; Metazoa; Chordata; Mammalia; Diprotodontia; Phalangeridae
Product: COMM domain-containing protein 5-like
Exons: 1
Coding region: 123-812 (229 amino acids)
Cellular component (GO): nucleus
Source: RefSeq, a predicted model, not a curated record